GUUUUCACAGGGAACAGCAACGCUGACAGUGUGGUUCACCACAAAUUUCUGCACUCCGUGAAAGCCCGCUUCUUGCGCUUCAUCCCUCUGAAGUGGAAUGUCAGUGGGCGGAUAGGACUGAGAGUUGAGGUCUUCGGCUGUUCCUAUAAGUCGGAUAUUGCAGACUUUGAUGGCAGAAGCUCACUCCUCUACAGGUUCAAUCAGAAGCUUAUGAGCACAUUCAAAGAUGUGGUUUCAUUGAGGUUCAAGAGCAUGCAGGGGGAUGGAGUCUUAUUCCAUGGAGAAGGACAGCGUGGAGACUACAUUACUUUGGAACUACAGAAAGGGAAGCUCUCCUUGCACAUCAACCUGGGGGACUCCAACCUGCACUUCAGUAACAGCCACACAUCUGUCACCCUGGGCAGCCUCCUGGAUGACCAGCACUGGCACUCAGUUCUCAUAGAGCGCUUCAACAAGCAAGUGAACUUCACAGUGGACAAGCACACGCAGCAUUUCCGAACAAAGGGGGAUUCAGAUCACUUGGAUAUUGAUUACGAGCUCAGUUUCGGAGGGAUUCCUGUCCCAGGGAAACCAGGAACCUUUCAGAGGAAAAAUUUCCACGGAUGCAUUGAGAACCUUUAUUACAACGGAGUCAAUAUAAUUGACCUGGCAAAAAGGCGCAAACCUCAGAUCUAUACUGUGGGGAAUGUGACCUUUUCCUGCUCAGAACCACAAAUUGUUCCUAUCACCUUUGUGAGCGCCAGUCGAAGCUACUUGCUACUACCCGGCACUCCUCAAAUUGAUGGUUUGUCUGUCAGCUUCCAGUUUCGAACAUGGAAUAAAGAUGGCUUACUUCUGUUCACCAAAUUGUCUGAAAACUCAGGACCCCUCUUGGUUUACCUUCAUAGUGGGAAAUUGACACUACUUAUUCAGAAAGAGACAGAGAACCCAGUGGAAAUCAGUGAAGGCACCAAUCUCCAUGAUGGGCUUUGGCAUUCUAUUAACAUCAAUGCCAGAAGACAUCGCAUUACCCUGACACUGGAUAACAAUGCUGCCACUGCUAGCCAUGCAACAACUGUCUCAAGGAUCUACUCUGGGAACAGCUACUAUUUUGGAGGGUGCCCUGACAAUUUCACCGAUUCCCAAUGUUUAAAUCCCAUUACUGCUUUUCAAGGCUGUAUGAGGCUCAUCUUUAUUGAUAACCAGCCCAAGGACCUCAUUUUAGUUCAGCAAGGCUCCCUGGGGAAUUUUAGUGAUUUACACAUUGAUCUGUGUGGCAUCAAAGACAGGUAA
This is a messenger RNA of Antrostomus carolinensis (chuck-will's-widow), 1272 nucleotides long. RefSeq names its product contactin-associated protein-like 5. The transcript is spliced from 7 exons. Lineage: Eukaryota; Metazoa; Chordata; Aves; Caprimulgiformes; Caprimulgidae. The record is from RefSeq and is a predicted model, not a curated record. The annotation marks the transcript as partial.